GAUACUUUCACCAGCGCCUUCAUCAAGAACCUGAUCGUGGUUCUGGUCUGGCUCGUCCUCAGUUACAUCAACGGCACCCUGGUAGCCACGUUCUUCAGACACCGGAUCUUCUAUGAAGAUCCUCGCUACAUCCUCUUCAUCCACAUGGUGAUCAACGACGCCAUCCAGCUGACGGUCACCAUCACCCUCUUCGUCCUCAGCUACAUCCUCUUCAAGAUCAAUGUGUCCUUCUGCUGCUUCUUCAUCCUGGUGGCCGUCUUCACCACCAGAAACACGCCGGUCAACCUGGCCAGCAUGGCCAUCGAGCGCUACAUCGCCAUCUGCGAGCCGCUGCGCUACGCCCAGAUCUGCACGGUGAGGCGCACCUACAUGGUGAUCGGGCUGAUCUGGUUCAUGUGCGUCGCUCCGGACAUCACGGACCUGUUCGUCACGCUGGCCACCGAGUCCCUGAGGUUCUUCCACCAGUCCGUCUUCUGCCUGCGCCAGAACAUCUUCAAGGACCCCAUCCUGGCGCACAAGAGGCUGGCCUUCGACAUCAUCUACUUCUCCUGCGUCUUCCUCGUCCUGGUCUUCACCUACCUCAGGAUCCUGUUUGCGGCCCGGGCGCUCUCCACCCAGAAGAUGUCGGCGCAGAAGGCGAGGAACACCAUCCUCCUGCACGGGGCGCAGCUGGCCAUGUGCAUGCUGUCCUACAUCUCCCCCAGCGUGGAGGUGGUCCUGCGCUUCAUCUUCCCGGGGAGGGUCCUGGAAAUCCGCUUCGCCAACUACCUGAUCGUGUACAUCCUGCCUCGCUUCCUGAGCCCCAUCAUCUACGGGGUCAGGGACAAGAAGUUCCGGAAGUAUCUGAAGAUGCACCUGAUGAGCUGCAGGCGGGGCGGCACGGCGCAGAAAGUGACCCCCGUGGACGAGGGCAACUUCUAA
Salarias fasciatus (jewelled blenny) is the source of this 921-nucleotide messenger RNA. RefSeq names its product odorant receptor 131-2-like. Bases 145 to 921 code for a protein of 258 amino acids. Gene Ontology annotation, biological process: detection of chemical stimulus involved in sensory perception of smell; G protein-coupled receptor signaling pathway. Gene Ontology annotation, molecular function: odorant binding; olfactory receptor activity; G protein-coupled receptor activity. NCBI's taxonomy places the organism in Eukaryota, Metazoa, Chordata, Actinopteri, Blenniiformes, Blenniidae. The record is from RefSeq and is a predicted model, not a curated record. The transcript has 2 exons. Gene Ontology annotation, cellular component: membrane.